AUGCGACUACGUCUGAACAGUAUAAUAUGUCAAUCAAUAUGCACAUAUCAGUUCCCCCAUUCGAUUUCUACACGCAGAUACCAUAACUUACCAUCUGUUCCAACAAUUAGUUGUUCUUUCGAUGAGGUCAAUCUCGAUGAGUUCAGGCAAAAAGCAUUCAUUCCUAUGAAGCCUGUAUUCAUGAGAUCAAUGAAUAACGAAUCUUCAACGAGCCCAAAGAAUGAUACCUCAAUUAGUGUAGCCGCCAAAUGGUUUGUGCCUGUUUCUUCGACGCAAUCUGCAAAUCUGGUUCCACCCAGUGAGACCAACACUCUUGCGCCCUCAAGAUAUCUCCAUAGCUUUGCAGAUACAAUCCUUCCUUACGAAUUGACCGUCGACUCUAUCAAUAUGCGAAAACAACUUGAGUGGUUCAUGCAACCCAGCAAGAACCUCGUUGAAUUCUCGGAGCAGCUAUGCCGGUCACUGGAGCCUUACGAUUCCCACAAAACAUUCUAUCAUUUCCAUGCACCAUUUUCCCUCUUUCUCUGUGCCACUCACCCGACCUGUUCACUUCCCCUCUAUAUUGCACAAGCACAAAUAGCGGAUUUGCCGAGCGAAUUACAGGAGGAUUUACCUGCGCCAAAAGUGGUGAAAGAAGCUGGGAAAGGUGAUAUUUACGAUGCCAAUAUAUGGAUGGGCACAUCGACUAGUUAUACGCCAUUACAUAAAGAUCCAAAUCCGAACCUUUUCGUACAACUAGUGAGCAAAAAAAAGGUCAGAUUGUUCCCACCGAGCAUUGGGAGGGGAAUCUAUCAAAAUGUGCAGCAAAAUAUUGGUGCGUCAGGAAUUGCCAGCAUGAGAGGUGAGGAGAUGAUGGAAGGGCCAGAAAGAUAUCUCCUGGAAGAACGUGUUUGGGGAGAGGGGGUCACAGACGAAGGGUUCGAGGCUGAGGUCGGCCCCGGAGAUGCCUUGUUCAUACCGAAAGGAUGGUGGCAUAGCAUAAAGAGUUCGGAGAGUGGGAUUAAUGCGUCGGUGAACUGGUGGUUCAGGUGA
Molecule: messenger RNA, 1032 nt
Organism: Sclerotinia borealis F-4128
Lineage: Eukaryota; Fungi; Ascomycota; Leotiomycetes; Helotiales; Sclerotiniaceae
Source: the annotation of a GenBank genome assembly